CGUCAUGAAAGAGACUCGCGUCGUUCCUUAGUAACAAUUGAACAUUUUAAAUUACCUCAGUUUCUUUACUAUCUCUCCGUGCGCUCUUCUUGAAAUGUCGUCUACCGUAAAGAAUAUUUCGGUAACCUACGACGAUGUAGGCAAAACUUUUAGCAGCGGCGAUUUCAUUUCGGGACGAAUAACGUUGGAAUUGGGAAAAGAUUGCAAAAUAGAUUCUCUUUCCAUAAAAGCGAAGGGAAAGUCGGAGGUCCUUUGGACAGAACAUCAUAAUAAGACAACUGUAACUUACCAUUCCAAGGACAAGUACUUUAGCAUUGAACAAUGUAUCAUUCGAGAACAAAAAGGCCAAGGACAAGACCAUCAAACCCUGUUGACAGGUCAAAGUGCCACUAUGUAUUGUAAUGUCGUAGCUCCUGGAACUCACGUUUACCCAUUCACCUUUCAGAUCCCUCAGCAAGCAAUGCCAUCAUCCUUUAAAGGUGCCUGGGGGAAAAUCCUGUAUACGUUAGAGGCCAAGUUGAGCAGAUCAAUGAGGAUAUCCAGCAAAGCCAGGGCUGAGUUCCCCUUUGUCUCCAAGGCAGACCCGGGCAGCAUCUCUGUGCUGAUGAUACCUCAGCAUGGAACCAAGGCUAAAAAGAUGAAGUUAUUCACCUCAGGAAAAGUGGGAAUGGACAUUCACAUAGAGAGAAUGGGCUACUACUUAGGUGAAGACCUGACGGUUGUGGCGUCCAUUGAGAAUAGCUCCUCUCGUGAGAUCAAGCCCAAGUAUACUCUGUACCAGAAGGACAGCUUCUUUGCGAGGGGAAAGAUGAGGGUGUCCACUAAAGACAUCCUGAAAGAGCUGGGAGAGCCUAUCCCGCCAUCUGGGCAACUGAAAGUCACUAAAGUCCUUAAAAUCCCACACCACAUUGUUCCGUCCAUCCUCACCUGCAGUAAUAUCAAAUGCGAGUACAGGCUGAAGAUCGUCCUGGAUGUUCCGUACGCCAGAGACCCAGAAGUCAAAUUGCCAUUGGUCAUCCUCCCUGGAACUCAAACGCCUGGACUGCAGCCGCCACCUUACUCUGACUUUGGUUUUGACUCGUUUGGGAACACAAACCAACCCGGAUGGAACAGCGCACCACAAUUCCCAACGGCCCCAGGAGCCUAUCCACCAACGGCCCCAGGAGCCUAUCCACCAACGGCCCCAGGAGCCUAUCCACCAACGGCCCCAGGAGCCUAUCCACCAACGGCCCCAGGAGCCUAUCCACCAAUGGCCCCAGGAGCUUAUGCGCCUCCCCCAGCCUACGGAGUAUACCCAUCCCUGUCUGAUUUUGGUGGUCAAUCCUAGUGGGAGAAAAGAUAGAGGGUAGAUGAUAACAAAUGAAUGCGUUGUAUAUUAUAAUGUGCAGUUUUCUAUCUCUUUAGACGUCCAUUUAUACUUCCAUACUUCUCUAUUGUUGAUGUUUCUUGUCAUUGCCAUGGCAACGUGUAUAACUUCAAUCUUUUUGGAAAUGCCUACUAUGAAUAAUGAAAUGGAACAAAGCUCUGCCUAACAGUGUGCCUUGUAUAAGUUGUCUACAUAUGAAUAUUGCUGGUAAGAAUGAAACAGUGAAUGUUAUAAUUUCAUGGCGGUGCUGAUAAUCUAAUUAAAUAGUUUUAUUUAUAAGGUGUUUGUGGUUUUCUGUAUCUCAAAAAAUGGACCAGUGGCCUAUUAUCGUCCUGGACGUCCCUGCUUUUUAUUUCCUUGGACUUAUUUGGCCAUUUUCACUAUUACAUAUAUACAUACACACACACACACACAUUUUCACUAUUACCAUAUACACACACACACAUACACACACAUUUCCACUAUUACCAUAUAUAUAUCCAGGAUGAUAAUAGGCCACUGGUCAAUUUUUUUUAUGAUGAGAUACAGAAAACCACAAACACCUUGUUAUCAACCAAAUACCACACCAUAUGCAUACAUAAACCUUAUGUAAGCCUUACAACCUUUUAUUUUAUGGAGAAGAAUCACGGAGUUAUGCUGCCACAACAAGUGUUGGAAAAUUAAUCAGACGUAACGUUUAAUGAUGACAUUGCAAAUAUCGUGGGCAAAGGCCUAUUUAUUGUCCCCGCCUAUUGUAAACAUAAACCUACUCCCUUACUAUGUUAUAUUACAGACAGUUGUGAACCCAA
This is a messenger RNA of Coregonus clupeaformis (lake whitefish), 2154 nucleotides long. RefSeq names its product arrestin domain-containing protein 3. Gene Ontology annotation, biological process: protein transport. The record is from RefSeq and is a predicted model, not a curated record. Gene Ontology annotation, cellular component: plasma membrane; cytoplasm. The transcript has 7 exons. The coding region runs from base 95 to 1327 and encodes 410 amino acids. NCBI's taxonomy places the organism in Eukaryota, Metazoa, Chordata, Actinopteri, Salmoniformes, Salmonidae.